CGAUCGCGCGGAGGUUUUCGUUCGGAGAAACGGUGAACAAUGUAGUAGAAUUGCACCGACUUUUCAUCCAUUUUCUUCGAACCGUGUUUCCGAUUGAUUUUCCAGCGUUACCAUCGAAUUACUCUACAAAGUGUUGCGACGAGUCUGUCCAAGUGCAAAUAUGUUGUUUUUAAUUGCAACGUGUGGAGAUAUCCUUGAGAGAAAGUUUGUGAACAGUUUGUUGGAGAAAAUAUGACUGACUGUUAAUUCAUAGUAGGAUAAAAGGACGAGCGAUUGUUGACUCGGUUUUCUGGCGUUUCGUCGACUUUCGAACGAGUGUAACAAUCGAGAAACAUGAUCAGCGAUACAAGGACGAAAGUCACGGAUCCUCUUUUAGAGGCGCUCGAUAAACUCGGUUGCGGCUCCAAUUUUCUAUGGAUUAUAUUCAUUUUUACGCUAACACCGACGAUAUUCAACGGAAUGCACUCCAUGUCCUAUAUCUUUAUCGCCGAAGUGCCUACGCAUUGGUGUUCGAUAGAAAGUUUGACAGCAGCUAAUUGGACAGACGAACAGAUAAGGAACAUUUCUUCGUCUAGUCCUUGCACGAUGUACAACUACGACUAUGAAAAUUUCGCGCACAUUGGGUUCGAGGAAGCGUUGGAAUAUAAAAUAGCGCACCCUUUACCGGAAUCGAUCGAUUGCCAAGUGAGAAGUUUCGCGAACGACAUCGGUGGAACUUCCUACGUUCAGGACUGGGACCUGGUCUGCGAUAAAAGCGCGGCUCGUUCGAGCACCCACAUGGCACUGUCUCUCGGGAAAUUAUUAGGCAGCGCUUUCUUCGGGAUUUUCGCGGACAAGUACGGCCGAAAAAUGAGUUACAUUAUCGGUAUAAUAUUGUUGAUCACCUCUGGUCCAGCCGGUGCAAUUGUUCCUUGGUACUGGGCAUUUAUGCUCUCGAGGAUAAUUAACGGCGUCAGCCAUGCCGCCAUACAGUAUUCGUCGUUCACAACACUUACAGAGGUAGCAGGUGAGAAGCACAGACAGUGGAUGGGAAUCGCUUACAACACCGGCUACGCCACAGGAAUAGUGAUCGUCCCAGGCAUAGCUUACUUCUUUCACGAGUGGAGACAUAUUCAAUUAGCGAUAUCUCUACCCGCUCUGCUUCUGCUAAUACACCUGUGGUUCAUGCCAGAAUCUCCGCGAUGGCUGAUAGCGCAUAAUCGUCGCGAAGAAGCCAAGGAUUUGAUCGAUAAGGCGUGCAAGAGAAGCUCCACUGUCACCGUGACGACGUCGCUGACGUUAGCUAUUCAAAGACACGAAUUAAAGGACUCGGACGAUCUGAUACUCACCCCGAAAACGUCAGAUUCGACUAACUCCGACAAAGAUCGAUUGCACAAAAAUAUCAAAGGGUUUCGAGUGUUGAUCAGCAACAGCGAGUUAAGAAAGAGAAUUCUUAUCACGAAUUACGCUUGGAUGACUGCCUCUCUCACCUAUUACGCGUUAGCGUUAAACGUGAACAAUUUCUCAGCCAACCGGUAUAUUUACGUUCUGGUGAUGGGUCUGACCGAGAUACCGGCAUACUUGAUACCAACGCCAAUUCUAAUGGUGAUGGGACGUCGACCAGGAAGUUCUGCUCUGUACAUCAUCGCUGCGUUCUGUCUGCUGUGUAUUUUAGUCAUACCAACGACGGAAAGUGACGCGAUCAUGGUUGUCUCGUUGAUAGGAAGAUUCAGCGCGUCGGCUGCUUAUGGCAUCGCUAUUUUGUACAGCUCCGAACUUUUCCCCACGGUGUGCAGGAACUCCGCGGUUGGAACGAAUUCCGCGAUGUCCCAUGUCGGAAGCGUGGCUGCGCCUUACGUCGCUGACUUAUUAGGAGCUGUUGUGUGGUGGGGACCGACCACACUGUGCGGCUGCUUGGCGCUAAUAGCUGGUCUGCUGUGCCUGGUGUUGCCGGAAACACGCGGCAGGCCAUUGGCGAACACCGUGAACGAGGAAAUCACGGAAGAACGGGACAACGUGUCGUUGUACAACUGUUGCAAGUGUCGAUGACGAGAUAAUCUCGUUUCCCAACAAUGUGUUCUCACGUACACCCUAUUCUAACUACCUUUUACACUGCUUUUUAUACAAGUAUUCGACGAUACAGAUGCACGUCUGAUAAGUACUCCUUUUUUCUUUUGUGUAUUCACGAUGAUAUAAGGGGAUACACCGCGUUGAGGUGUCUGAAAAUGGGUAAAGUUUGGGAAUUUU
Habropoda laboriosa is the source of this 2226-nucleotide messenger RNA. RefSeq names its product organic cation transporter protein. Gene Ontology annotation, biological process: transmembrane transport. The record is from RefSeq and is a predicted model, not a curated record. NCBI's taxonomy places the organism in Eukaryota, Metazoa, Arthropoda, Insecta, Hymenoptera, Apidae. Bases 334 to 2028 code for a protein of 564 amino acids. Gene Ontology annotation, molecular function: transmembrane transporter activity. The transcript is spliced from 8 exons. Gene Ontology annotation, cellular component: membrane.